Symbiodinium natans is the source of this 846-nucleotide messenger RNA. The record is from the annotation of a GenBank genome assembly. NCBI's taxonomy places the organism in Eukaryota, Dinophyceae, Suessiales, Symbiodiniaceae.
AUGGGCACCAAGGAGCGCACGAAGGAUGGCAGGGGCAAUUUCCCGCAGACUGCGGUGGACUACAACAUCCUCUCCAACAUGCCGUUUCGGGACCAUCACUGGGCCAAGCCCGACGAGCGGCCUCACCUGAAGGAGAAGUCCCCAAGAGGGCGGAAGGUCCCAGCAUUCCUUUGCAAGGACUUCGACAUCAUCAACAACCGCUACUUGGACAACCACUCGGAGAAGUUGCGCCAAGAGAAGCAUGUGAACUUGCUUGAGGCGACAGACAAACACAUGGCCAAGAACGCCUACGAUCCCCUCGUGGGCAAGUUCAUCGACCCGUACCGAGAAGAGCGCCUGAAGAGCAUCGACCACACAAGAGAGGUGGAGAUUGCGAUGCGCGGGAAUGCUCAGUUCCCUCCCUCCUACAAGGGCCGGGAGACCGCUGCGUAUGGCAUUUUGUCUCAUGAGACCUACGAUGCUGACAUGCUCCGGCUCUUCGACACCAUGCAAAAAGAGCGCACGGAUCGGUACAAGAAUCGGUACAUCGUCGACCACAACUUCCACGCUAGGGACAUCAAAGGCGACCACAUCCGUGAGGUCCGCCAGCUGAACCGCGUGGCGCCCGAGAGAUACGAGGAGCAGCGCCGCCGCGGCUACGACAUCAUUGAUGGUAAGGGCUACGGCCCCGGGGCCAAAGAAAAGCAUCUGCACGACGCGUAUCCCAAGAAGAGGCCAACGCCCUGGGAGAAGGCCGAAAGCACCGGCCUGGCCGUGGGGUGCCCCUCCCCCUUGGGCAUCCGAAGAUCUUUCCGACGUCUCUUUCCUCAACUACGACAGGGGCUAUGGAGAGGGUUGACGACUUGA